GGAUUUUUCUCUCCCAAGGUUACUCACAAAAUGGAUUCCCAGCGGGAACUCGCAGAGGAACUGCGGCUUUACCAAUCCACCCUGCUUCAGGAUGGUCUAAAAGAUCUCCUGGAUGAGAAAAAAUUCAUCGAUUGCACCCUCAAAGCAGGUGACAAAAGUCUGCCUUGCCACAGAUUGAUUUUGUCCGCUUGUAGUCCUUACUUCCGUGAGUAUUUUUUGUCUGACAUUGAGGAGGAGAAAAAAAAGGAGGUAGUACUGGAUAACGUGGAUCCUGCUGUGCUUGAUUUGAUUGUCAGAUACCUGUACUCUGCCAGUAUUGAUCUGAAUGAUGGAAAUGUGCAAGAUAUUUUUGCCUUGGCCAGCCGCUUUCAGAUCCCUUCAGUGUUCACUGUCUGCGUUUCUUAUCUUCAGAAAAGGCUUGCUCCUGGCAACUGCCUAGCCAUCCUGAGAUUAGGACUCCUUCUUGACUGCCCGAGACUUGCCAUUUCUGCCCGGGAAUUUGUGUCUGAUCGCUUUGUACAGAUUUGUAAGGAAGAGGACUUUAUGCAGCUCUCUCCCCAGGAACUGAUCUCGGUCAUUUCCAAUGACAGCCUAAAUGUAGAAAAGGAAGAAGCCGUCUUCGAGGCCGUGAUGAAAUGGGUGCGAACAGACAAAGAAAAUAGGGUGAAAAGUCUUAGUGAAGUGUUUGAUUGUAUCCGUUUUCGCCUUAUGUCAGAAAAAUAUUUUAAAGAUCAUGUUGAGAAAGAUGAUAUAAUUAAAAGCAACCCAGACCUCCAGAAAAAAAUCAAAGUUCUCAAAGAUGCGUUUGCAGGCAAACUCCCAGAACCUAGCAAAAAUGCAGAGAAGGCUGGGGCCGGAGAGGUGAAUGGUGAUGUUGGCGAUGAAGACCUACUUCCUGGUUACCUGAAUGACAUUCCCAGACACGGAAUGUUUGUCAAAGACCUCAUCCUUUUGGUUAAUGACACAGCUGCAGUGGCUUAUGAUCCCACAGAAAACGAAUGCUACCUUACUGCACUGGCUGAGCAGAUCCCCAGAAAUCAUUCCAGCAUUGUCACCCAACAGAACCAGGUAUUUGUGGUAGGAGGGCUCUAUGUGGAUGAAGAAAACAAGGAUCAACCUCUGCAGUCGUACUUCUUCCAGCUUGAUAACAUAGCAUCUGAGUGGAUCGGACUGCCACCGCUGCCUUCAGCCAGGUGUCUCUUUGGACUGGGGGAGGUGGAUGACAAAAUCUACGUAGUUGCAGGCAAAGACCUUCAAACAGAGGCUUCACUGGACUCAGUACUGUGCUAUGAUCCUGUGGCUGCAAAAUGGAACGAAGUAAAAAAACUUCCUAUCAAAGUCUACGGCCAUAAUGUGAUUUCACAUAAAGGGAUGAUAUAUUGUCUAGGAGGAAAGACAGAUGACAAAAAGUGUACCAACAGGGUGUUCAUCUACAACCCCAAAAAAGGCGACUGGAAAGACCUGGCUCCGAUGAAAACCCCACGUUCCAUGUUUGGAGUGGCGGUCCACAAAGGCAAGAUCGUGAUCGCAGGGGGUGUCACUGAGGAUGGUCUUUCAGCUUCAGUGGAAGCUUUUGACCUCACAACCAAUAAAUGGGAAGUAAUGACUGAAUUUCCCCAAGAAAGAAGCUCCAUCAGUUUGGUCAGCCUGGCUGGGUCUCUGUAUGCCAUCGGUGGUUUUGCUAUGAUUCAACUGGAAUCUAAAGAGUUUGCACCCACUGAAGUCAAUGACAUAUGGAAGUAUGAAGAUGAUAAAAAAGAAUGGGCUGGGAUGUUGAAGGAAAUACGUUAUGCUUCAGGAGCUAGUUGCCUAGCAACACGUUUAAAUCUCUUCAAACUGUCCAAACUAUAAAAAGGUGACAAAACCCAGUAGAUUGGGAGGUGGUUUCUUUGGUUAACAGAGCUUUAAUUUAUUUUUUUUAAAGCAUGUACAGGGAUUCAUGUGGAAAUUAUUCAAUAUUAUUGUCUAAGCAGGGAGCAGAGAGGAUCAAAACCUCACAGUCACCGAAUCUUCAGUGUAAUGAUCAGAGCUUAAAACCAUUUUCUAAUAAGAAAUUAAAUUUUUAGUUGAACAAAUUAAUUCUUUGUUAAUCUGUCUCACCCAGUAGAUUGUAAAGAAAGUUCCUAAACUGAAUCAUUUACUAAUUCUUUCCUUUGUAUUGGGAUACUUUUAUACUGGUUUUCUAUUACAAAUGAAAUUGGAGAAUUGUGCAUCUACAUUUUAAAAACAUGUUUAGAAUAUCAAAAACAUUUCCUCAUGCUAAAUCCUGUGUGUUGUAUUAAAGAUUACAUGCCAUAAAGAGACUUUGGAAACGCUAUUAAAGGAGUAUAAUAAAUGGGUCUCAUUUGAAGGAAAAAGUCUCUAAGUAAAAGUAGUUAAAUCCAAACA
Messenger RNA from Lepus europaeus (European hare), 2388 nucleotides. It is a transcript of the gene KLHL41, whose product is annotated as kelch like family member 41. The transcript is spliced from 7 exons. NCBI's taxonomy places the organism in Eukaryota, Metazoa, Chordata, Mammalia, Lagomorpha, Leporidae. The coding region runs from base 31 to 1851 and encodes 606 amino acids. The record is from RefSeq and is a predicted model, not a curated record. Gene Ontology annotation, molecular function: protein binding.